Molecule: messenger RNA, 713 nt
Organism: Rotaria sp. Silwood2
Lineage: Eukaryota; Metazoa; Rotifera; Eurotatoria; Philodinida; Philodinidae
Source: the annotation of a GenBank genome assembly
CUAGUCGCAUUAGACUUAAUAUUAUGUAUGUUGAAGGUACAAAUGAAUAUUGUUUUUUUAAAAAGAUAUUUAACAUUAUUACAAGAUCAAGUAGAUUUUCCUAGUUGAUCUGACCAAGACCAUUACAUCAUAUCAAAUCCAUUAUCGACUAAUGCUGAACACAACAAAGAAAUAAAAUGAAAAAAGAAAUUUUUUCAUUUCAGUUAUGUCUAUCAAGUGAAAUCAAGUUUAAUUUAAAUUACAUCAAUACAUUCAAUGUAUAUAUGCCGUUGUGUUAUAGAAUUCUUUUUAUGUUAAAUGGUUGCAAUUGAAUUACGAAAGAAUUAAACUGUUCAGAUCUUUCACAAAUAUUAACAUUACAGCAGACAACAAUUGUGGAUUACAAAUGAUAAUUAAAAAACAACUUUUCGAUAGCGUAUCGAUCUUGAUUGAAGUGAAAUAUCUCAUAUUGAACAAUUAACAUUGGAUAAAAUAGAUUUUCUUCUCAUAUUUUUAUUACAAAUUUCAAAUGAAAUAAAAGAUGAGAAUGAAUACUUAUCGAUUAAACAAUUCAAUAAUAAAUAUAGAAUGUUAUAUUGAUUAAAAUCUUCAAAAAAAAAAAAGAAAUUGAAACUAUUGAAGAAGAAGUUCUUAAUCAAAGUCAAUCAGCAACAACAAAUGGUAUUAAUAAUGAUCACCUUCAUCAAUUAAUUCAUUUAUUAAAAGACAAUUAA